Epinephelus lanceolatus (giant grouper) is the source of this 885-nucleotide messenger RNA. Lineage: Eukaryota; Metazoa; Chordata; Actinopteri; Perciformes; Serranidae. The record is from RefSeq and is a predicted model, not a curated record.
AUGGUCUACCUGGACUUGGAUCACCGGUUGGUGCUGGUGCUGAUGCUGUGGAGCUCAGGACUCCAGGCUGAAGGAGGACAAAACUCCACAGAGUCUGAUGAUGUCAGGUUGGUGGGAGGAGUCAGUCACUGUGCAGGAACACUGGAGCUGAAUCAGCGAGGACUCUGGAGACCAGUGGAGGGAUCAUACUGGACCCUGAAGGCAGCAGCAGACUCUGUCAGGCUGGUGGAUGGGACCAGUCUGUGCUCAGGCAGACUGGAGGUGAAGUCUAACCAGAGGUGGUCCUCAGUGUGUGAAGCUGACUUUGACCAGCAGGAUGCAGAGGUGGUCUGUAGGGAGCUUGGCUGUGGGGCUCCUUCAGUCCUCCAGGGGGCGCUCUAUGGAGAAGUGGAGGCUCCAAUGUGGACCAAAGAGUUCCAGUGUGGAGGCCAUGAGUCUGCUCUCCUGGACUGUAGAAGCUCAGGCUCAGAUAGAAACACCUGCUCACCUGGCAAAGCUGUUGGACUCACCUGCUCAGAGGCUGUCAGGUUGACAGGAGGACAAGGUCGCUGUGCAGGAACACUGGAGGUCAAAGAUCAGAGAGACUGGAGGCCGGUGAGUAUCGUCCCCUAUCCGUGGACCCUGAAGGACACAGCUGUGAUCUGUGGACAGUUGGAUUGUGGCUCCACUGUGACUGUCGACUGGAUGAAGGCUUCCUUGGGCAGGUCUGUGUGGAAGAUCAGGCCUGAGUGUGUCCAGUCUGGAUCUGCUCUGAGGGAGUGUUUAACAUUAGAUUACUCCAGCCAUGUCAUGGAUAUCACCUGCUCAGCAUCUGGCAGUGUCAGAGGGAAACGCAGUGGGAAAACAAUGAAAGUUAAGGUGGCGGAAGUUCGAGUAGGGCCGUAG